AUGGACACAAUUCCAAAAUUAAUCCGUAAUGGUGACAGUCAAUCCUGUCUUCAACACUCAGAUACCGCAUCCACUUCUUGCGUCCCACUUUCCCAAACAACUUGUCCAACUAACAGAUUUAUUAAUGUUCCAAAUUCUGUUAAAUGGAAUAUAAUACCAGUUAAUCAAUUAAUAGCUUUCAAUUCUACAAAUUCAACUGAUGUUUUUAUUGAAUCGUCGGAUAAUAAAGCUUGUCUUGUCACUUCAAAUGGUGGUGUGCAAGUUUGCCCGUGCGAUCAAAGUAUUUCUCAAAAAUGGAAAUUCAGUAAUGAUAAUUUAAUGAGUAGUUCCAAUGUUGGUCAAUGUUUAGCAAUUAUCGGUAAUAAUUUUGGUUUAAAUCCCUGCCAAUCUGGUGUUGAAUCUAUGUCUUGGAAAUCUUUUAAUGUCGCUCCAAACGCGGUUAACUUUUAUCCAAGUACAUUAUUCGCGGGCAAUUAUGUUCAAUUAACGACAAACACAUAUACAUUCCAAAAUCUUCCCUCUUCCAUGUUUUCAUCUCCAUUUUCUAUCGAAGUUCCUCCCGGUUUCCAAUUCAUUAUUAACAAUGGAAAUAAUAAUUCUAUAACUUAUACUUCUGAUAUGGCUAGCCUUUUACCUAUAAAUGAUAAAACUUCUACAAUAAUUGUAAAGAUAAUGCCUGGAAUAAUUGCUUAUGAAUAUGAAAAUUAUUUUGGUGCAAGUGAAUAUUAUAAUGUUGGAUCUCAAAUCCCUACUUCAAAAAGUGUUGGUUCUAUUAUGAUGCCUGUAGAUUCAAGAGUUAUUAUAUGGCAUUCUUCAAAUUUUUCUGGAAAUGAUUUUGGUUUAUUUGAACCAAUUCAUAGUUUUUCCGGUGUUUUAACUGAAUCUAGUCAAUUUUCUCUUGGAAGUUUAGAUGUAUCUAAAAAUACAUGUAAAAAUGAAUGUGCUUCCGGUGGUUUUUGUUCAUCAGAUAAUGUAUGCACUUGUAAACCUGGAUUUGUAGGCACUCAAUGUGAUAAAUGUGCCCCUGGUUUCUGGGGUCCAAAUUCAUGCCCAUCGAAUUGUAACGGUAUCUGUGAUGAUGGAUUACUUGGAUCCGGUAAUUGUAAAUGUCCUACUGGAUUUAAUGGCACUAAUUGUAGUACUUGUGCUGCCGGAUUCUUUGGUCCAAACUGUCAACCAUGUAAUUGCGGCAAUGGUGUUUGUGAUAGUCAAGGAAAAUGUACUUGUAACGCCGGCUGGGACCCAAACACGAAUUGUACAGUUCCUAAAGCGGGUUACUUUCUAUCUGGUAGUGAUGCCAAGGCGUGUGCAAUAGGGUGCGCUACAUGUGAUUCACAAACCGGAAAAUGUACUUCUUGUUUAGCCGGACUAAACUUUGCAACUGAUAAUCCAACUCAAUGUGUUCCUCAAGUUAAUACUUGUCCUUCCGGUCAAUUUGCUAAUGCAAAUAAUACUUGUACUCCUUGUAAUAUUAAUUUUCAAACUUGCUUCGGUUCUGGUCCUGAUCAGUGUUUGAAAUGUGCUGCGCCGAAAUUUUAUUUAGAAAGUCAAUGUGUCACUCCUUCGGCAAAUGGAAAAUGCGUAUCUUCACUUGGAAAUCAAGUUUUCGUUGUUAAUGUCACCAAAAGUGUUUGCGAUGCUUGUCCAAGUGCAUGUCUUGAUUGUUCAUUAACAAACCCCGACAUUAGCAGUCCGACUAAUAGUGUACAAUGUAGUAAAUGCCUUCCAGGAUUUGUACUUGAUAAUGGUAAUUGUGUUAAGACUUGUUCUUCUGGAAAAUUUGUUAAUCCAAGCGACAAUUUAACUUGCAUAGCAUGUGAUAGUUCAUGUGCAACUUGCAGUGGACCUACUGCAUCUCAGUGUCUAUCAUGUUCUGCGUCAAAUCAAUUUGCGAUGAAUGGAAUCUGUUCUUCAACUCCAUGUCCAUCUUCAUAUUUCUCUCAGAGUACAGCCUGCACAAAAUGUCAUCACGAUUGCUUAGAGUGUUCCGGUCCAGGAUUUAAUCAAUGUAAAAAAUGUCCUUCAACUCGUCCAAUAUUAACAUCCGGAGGUCAAUGUGUUGAAACUUGUCCUAUUGGAAGUUAUGCAGAUAGUACAGGAGCAUGUCAAAAAUGUAAUUCAGCAUGUUCUUCAUGUGUCGGUUCACUUUCUAAUCAAUGUCUUGGAUGUGCAGAUCAAUCAAAAGUUUUGAUAAAUGGUACUUGUAGUGGAUCAUGUCCAGCAGGUAGUCAAUUGAUAAAAUCUGAAAAAAUUUGUUAUAAUUUACAAACAAAUACUCUUGUUUCACCUGAUUCUAUAUCAAAUACACCACAAUAUAACGGACUUGCUUGGUGGCAAAUUUUAUUAAUAUUUAUUUCGAUGAUAAUAAUCUUUAUAGCAACAAUCUUAUUAACUAGAUAUAUUGCAGUAAAGAAACGUUUAGCAAAAACAAAUGAAUUUAAAGAUAAUUUAGAUGAAAAUAAUGUACAAAGAAAUAUGCAAAAUCUACAAAAUCAAAAUCAAAAUCAAAACAUUAUUAGACCAGAAAUGACACAUAAUAACGAUUCAAUAAUGAUGAGUCCACCAGCAUAUGAUAUUACAGCAGGAAAAUUAUAUUGGAAAAGGAUGCAUAAAAGGAAUGCUAGUGAAUUAACUAGUAGAGAUUAUGCAUUAUGGAAAUUAGAAGGAAAACAUCGUAAAAAUAAUAAUAAUGAUUGGGAUGGAUUUGUGAUGGCAGUUCCUGGUGGAUCUUCAGCACCAAAUG
This is a messenger RNA of Scutellospora calospora, 2743 nucleotides long. The record is from the annotation of a GenBank genome assembly. NCBI's taxonomy places the organism in Eukaryota, Fungi, Glomeromycota, Glomeromycetes, Diversisporales, Gigasporaceae.